Messenger RNA from Trypanosoma brucei brucei TREU927, 987 nucleotides. Its product is annotated as cytosolic malate dehydrogenase, putative. Gene Ontology annotation, biological process: malate metabolic process; tricarboxylic acid cycle; oxaloacetate metabolic process. Bases 1 to 987 code for a protein of 328 amino acids. The transcript has a single exon. Gene Ontology annotation, molecular function: L-malate dehydrogenase (NAD+) activity. Lineage: Eukaryota; Euglenozoa; Kinetoplastea; Trypanosomatida; Trypanosomatidae. The record is from RefSeq and is a predicted model, not a curated record.
AUGUCUAACACAUGUAAGCGUGUGGCUGUUACGGGGGCAGCGGGACAAAUUGGUUACUCGCUGCUACCACUUAUUGCAGCAGGGCGUAUGCUCGGUUUCGACCAGCGCGUGCAGCUGCAGCUAUUGGAUAUUAGCCCGGCUCUGAAGGCGCUUGAGGGGAUUCGAGCUGAACUUAUGGAUUGUUCUUUCCCUCUACUGGACGGCGUCGUUAUUACAGACGAACCAAAGGUUGCCUUUGACAAGGCUGACAUUGCCAUUCUCUGCGGCGCCUUCCCGCGCAAACCGGGUAUGGAAAGGAGGGAUCUACUGCAGACAAAUGCAAAAAUAUUUUCCGAGCAGGGUCGCGUGCUGGGUGAAGUUGCAUCGCCCAAUUGUCGUGUCUGCGUCGUGGGCAAUCCAGCGAAUACAAACGCUCUCAUUCUGCUCCGUGAAUCAAAGGGCAAGCUUAAUCCCCGAUUCGUGACGGCGCUUACUCGACUGGACCACAACCGCGCUACCGCCCAAGUGGCUGAGCGCGCGCGUGCCCGUGUUGAGGAGGUUAAAAAUUGCAUUAUUUGGGGUAACCACAGCGGCACUCAGGUGCCAGAUGUCAACAGCGCAACUGUUGGUGGGAAGCCCGCGCGCGCUGCCGUGGAUAACGGCGCUUUUUUUGACAAUGAAUUCAUCACAAUCGUUCAGGAACGGGGAGCUGAGAUAAUGAAGCUACGAGGACUCUCGUCAGCACUAUCAGCUGCGAAAGCAAUCGUGGAUCAUGUUCACGACUGGAUGCUGGGCACGCCUUCCGGGACCCACGUGUCGAUGGCUGUGUACUCCGACGGCAAUCCCUACGGAGUACCUGGUGGCCUCAUCUUUUCUUUCCCCGUUACUUGCAGUGGUGGGGAGUGGCAAAUUGUCAGUGGACUCAAUGUGACGCCCGCGAUCUCCGAGCGCAUUAAAGCAACAACAACGGAGCUCGAGGAGGAACGUAGAGAGGUCUCCACAGCCUAG